GUGUAUAACUAUUUUGGCACCGACUGUCACGCGAAGAUGUUACCUCUAUUUUUAAUAUUAUUUUUGUCGAGUCUGUUACUUAUCAUAUACUAUGUUUCGAAAAGACAGUUUGGGUACUGGGAGAGAAAAAAUGUACCGUAUAUGAAACCGGCGCCUGUGCUCGGCAAUUAUUCUGGAUACAUACUCCUAAAGGAGUAUAUUGGACAUUCCGUCGACAAGAUUUACAGGAAAUUCCCUAACGCGCCCUACGUCGGAGCGUUUUAUGGCACCGAACCCACUCUGAUCGUCAGAGACCCGGAACUCAUCAAGAUUGUGAUGACAAAAGAUUUCUACUACUUCAGCAGCAGAGAGAUCGCGAAGUACUGCCACAAAGAAGUCAUUACGCAAAAUCUUUUCUUCACGUUUGGGGACAGAUGGAAGGUCAUGCGUCAGAACCUAACACCGUUGUUUUCGUCGGGAAAAAUGAAGAACAUGUUCCAUUUGAUCGAGAAAUGCAGCAGAGUUUUUGAAAAAGUUCUUGAUAAUGAAACCGCGAUGAGCAACGUCUUAGAAUCAAGGUCCUUGCUGAUCAGAUUCACGAUGGACUGCAUAGGAUCGUGUGCUUUUGGUGUUGACACUAAUACCCUGGUCAACGCUGAAGGAAACCCGUUCACUACCAUGGGAAAUGAAAUAUUUGCAAGCACAACGUCAAGGGGUAUUAAAAAUAUUACCAGAGCAGUAUGGCCAUUCGUAUUUUACGGAUUGGGCUUCAAAUCCUUCCCGCCAACCAUCGAGCAAUUUUUUUCUAAACUGUUAACUGGUGUAUUCGAAGCACGCGGAUACAAACCAUCACAAAGGAAUGACUUCAUCGACCUGAUAUUGAAUUUGAAAAAAAAUAAUUUCAUAGAGGGUGAUGCAAUAACCAAUUUGAAAACUGGUAACGCCGAUAAAGUACAAUUGGAAGUUAACAAUGAUCUGCUAGUGGCUCAAUGUAUAGUGUUCUUCGCAGCUGGUUUUGAGACGUCGGCCACCACUUCGUGCCUUACUUUGUACGAGCUGGCCAAAUGUCCUGAAGCCCAGAAACGAGUUCAUGAAGAAGUUGACUCAUACAUUAAGAGGCACGGGAACAAGCUUGAUUACAGCUGCGUCAGUGAACUACCCUAUUUGCUAGCCUGUAUUGACGAGACACUGCGUUUGUACCCAGUUAUUGGGGUCCUUACGAGAGAGGUAGUCGAAGAUUACACUUUCCCGACAGACCUUACUGUAGAGAAAGGUAUGAGGGUCCAUGUCCCUGUAUUUUCUCUGCAUCGAGACCCUGAAUACUUCCCCGACCCUGAAGAGUACCGUCCUGAACGAUUUUAUGGGGAAGCGAAACAUAAUGUGAAGCCGUAUACUUAUAUGCCUUUUGGUGAUGGACCCAGAACUUGUAUUGGGAUGAGAUUUGCAAAGAUGCAGAUGUUGGCAGGACUCAUAACGUUACUCAAGAAGUUUUCAGUGGAUUUAGCUGAUGACAUGCCCAGCGCAGUGGGCUUUGAGCCUAAAGCCAUCGUCACUCAGCCUAUGGGUGGAAUAUACUUGAAAUUCAAUAAGAGAGAGGGUUGGGAACAGCGUAUGUUGGUCUAAACUCCCCUUUUUAUAACAAAAAUAUUAUGUUUAUGAUAUUUUUAUUUUCUUUACCAAUGAAGUUAAAAAUCAUUUAAAAAAUCCCUGUUUAUUUCUAUCUGAAAAGGCGCAGGCAAAAUUAUUUGAAUGUAUCUACUUUGUCAAAUAUAGUUAUGCGUCCUUCAAUGUUCGGCUAAAAUAAAAUAGCUUCGGCAUUGUUUAUGAUGACCUGAAUAAAAAUUCUCGUCAUGUUGUGGUAAAACAUGAAAUUAAUAUCUUGUUAUGACAGCGUAAAUUUAAUGUGAUCAACUAUACAAAAUGGCUAUAUGCCUAAUUAAAAUGUUUAUUGGUUUGGCAUUUUGUAUUCUCAAGCAUUAUGUUUUUUAAGGUUUAAUUUUGUUUGUAAGUAAUUGAAAGCUUUAUUUAUUGAUAAGUAAUUAAAGGAAUUUGUAGAGCGUAAUUUAUGAUUGCUGUUAUUAAAAGUACCUUAUUAUCAAAAAAAUAUACUUUAUUUUUGUGGA
Molecule: messenger RNA, 2102 nt
Organism: Manduca sexta (tobacco hornworm)
Lineage: Eukaryota; Metazoa; Arthropoda; Insecta; Lepidoptera; Sphingidae
Product: cytochrome P450 6B5
Exons: 2
Coding region: 37-1602 (521 amino acids)
Molecular function (GO): heme binding; monooxygenase activity; oxidoreductase activity, acting on paired donors, with incorporation or reduction of molecular oxygen
Source: RefSeq, a predicted model, not a curated record